CGCGUUGUGUACGACUGUUGUUGUUGGAGAGCAAUGGCGGCGCACCGGGAAUCAUCUAGCAAUUGGUUUUUCUCCCGGGAGCAGCUCGAGGCGACGCCGUCGCGCCGGUGCGGAGUUGAGCCCGACAGAGAGCUCUCCUACCGGCAGCAAGCCGCAAAUCUCAUCCAGGACAUGGGGCAGAGGCUUAACGUCUCGCAACUGACGAUAAAUACAGCAAUUGUUUACAUGCACAGGUUUUAUAUGUACCACUCGUUCACCAAGUUCCACAGAAACAUCAUCUCUCCCACCACGCUAUUCUUGGCAGCAAAAGUCGAGGAGCAGCCGCGAAAGCUUGAACACGUCAUUAAAGUGGCUCACGCCUGUUUAAACCCUCAAGAGGCUCCAUUAGAUACAAAAAGUAAUGCGUACCUCCAGCAAGCUCAAGAGCUGGUGAUACUUGAAACCAUAGUGCUGCAGACUUUAGGCUUUGAAAUAACUAUUGAGCAUCCUCAUACUGAUGUUGUGAAAUGUUCCCAACUAGUGCGAGCAAGCAAGGAUCUGGCACAGACUUCCUAUUUCAUGGCUACCAACAGCCUCCACCUCACCACGUUCUGCCUGCAGUACAGGCCCACGGUUAUUGCUUGCGUGUGUAUUCAUCUAGCCUGCAAGUGGUCUAACUGGGCGAUCCCCGUCUCUACUGACGGCAAACACUGGUGGGAGUAUGUGGACGGUUCAGUCACGCUCGAGCUGCUAGACGAACUGACACAUGAGUUUCUUCAGAUUUUGGAGAAGACUCCCAGUAAGUUAAAGAGGAUUCGAAACUGGAGGGCAACACAAGCUGCCAAGAAACCUAAAACAGACGGAUCGUCGUCAGAGAGCAGCUCUUUUCCCGGCCCCUCGUUAACGCAGGACCAGUCGAUGGUGGACGCCCUUUCUGCAAACGCAGCCUUUUCCAAACCUUCCACGUCGUUUUCCCUUUCGCUGCCGGGCAGCGCCCUUCCACUGGACCAUAUCGCCAGCGCUGUGCAAGGUGCCUCGUACACUUUCACAGCCCCCGGCGACUGGCCUCAAGACCAAUCCCGCGCAGACUCGUACCUUCUCAAACAGCUUCCCCUGCACCCGCACCGGCCCGACCGAAGUGCAGAGUUCACCGCCGUCAAACAUGAACACAAGUCCAGCAAACACCAAUCUUCCUUGUACCCCCCUCCGCCCACAGCUCAGCCGCAAAAAAUGUCGCUGGAAAAGUACAAGGAGAAGCACGCGGCCGAACUGGCAGCACAAAAACGCAGGCAAGAGCAGCAAAGCGCGGAAUCUGAGGGCAGAGAUUCAUACGGGAGCUCUAGCCAGCUCGAGCACCGGAAGCCACAACUGCCUUACAGUCACGGGCAGCACGGCUCAGGCACCAGCAGCACCUCUACCAGCUCUCCGCUAAAGAUGAAGCUGCCCUUAACAGGCCAGGAAAAAGUCCAAGCUGAGAAAUGCGACAAGGGGAGCUUGCUCAAGCUCCGGCUUCCAGUCCAGGCCGAGAAAAGCGGAGCAAGUAAAGAGGAGCUUAAGAUGAAGAUUAAGGUUUCCUCAGAGCGCCACAGCUCUUCAGAUGAAGGAGCAAGCAAAAGCAAGCAUUCCAGUCCGUUAGUGAGCAAAGAAAAGCAUCGGCACCACCAUAAACACGGGCACUCGAACCCACACUCACACAGCGGCAGCGGCUCCGCCCUCAGAAGCCCGGUGAGCCUCGGCGGAGACGGGGUCGGCGCCGCACAGGGCUCAAGCUCUUCCCGUAAGAGGACGCACACCGAAGGCAGCCAUAACCACCACUCGAAAAAGAGCAAAAGCACCAAGCUGGCCGCAGGAGGUGGUCUCCGGCCGUCUCAACACGCUGGUGAAAGUGGACAAGGAGACAGCGGAGAGCCGUGGCUCUGAGGGCACUCGUUCAACAUGUGCCUAUGGAAUAAUGAACUCAUGAUCUUGUUGAGAAGGCAAUCAAGGUUCAUCCUUGAGAAAAAAUAAAAUAUAAUGUGAGAGCAAAAGUUUAAAUAUAUAUAUAUAUCUAUACUUCCUGAUCAUCUUCGCAGUUCGGUUGCGUGCUCCUUUUUCUCCGUGUGUAACUGCUGCUUUGUGUUCCAUAUUUUCAAGUGUGCGUGCGUGCGCGUGUUUUAUGGGGCCAUUUUGGUGCAAAGAAGUUUCUCCACAGGAUAAAAGAAAGAAUGCUGUAAGGCAAAAAGCGUGCAAUUUUUUUAUUUAUUGUUAUAUAUUUUUUUCCCUCCCCACUUUAUAAUUUAAACGAAACCAUGAAACACUGAUGAUAUAGUCCCCACCCCCCAUGACCCGACACACGUCCCUGAAUCAGUGUGGGUGUGGUUGUUGGAGAGGCGUUAAAGCGAGUGCUUUUUAAGUUGCGUAGUUCUAAACACGCCCCUUUUUUUCAUUUCUUUCCAUUUUUGCAGCCUCGUACGGAUGAUGUGCAUGUUUCAGCUGUCAAAGGGAAGAAUUUAGACCGCUGUUUAUAGAGUGGAGAUAAAUGUACAUACGUUUUUGUAUGUUUAAAAAAAAAGCUAUAAUAUAAAUACUCAGGUUUGGUGCUGCUUGUAUUGCUAUGUAGUGGAGACGUUCAGGGGUUGCUAUAAGAAUUAAGGCUGAUUCUUUGUGCAGCAUUUGAGUGACACGAGAGCCUGUUCUGUGCAUGGCCGUCAGAAGAGAGCACAGCGUCGACGCCCUGCUAGGAAAUCCACCACUCGCCUGGCGGCGCUGUCCGACUCCGUGCAGUUUAUAAGUAAUACUAAUUAUUUUUCGUGACCUCCAACAUGAACUUAAGCUCGAUGCCAAAGGCUGUGCCUCAAAAAAAAGAGAAAAGAGAGAGAAAUAAAUGUCAAAUAAGGACAAGUAUAGUACUAUGAAGUUUACAUAACCUUUUGCUGUGAAGUGCAUUUAAAAUCAUCUUCUCGGCUUGACUCUGUAGCCUACAUGUACAAAGCUGUAAAUCAAUAAUAGGUUUAUUUGAAUAAGUCAUGUUGGAUAACAAGUGACCAGGCCUGUUCCAUCAGUGUUCACUUUCCUCCAUGGAUAUGUUUUUUUUGGUUGUUGUUUUUUUGUACAUGCAUUCAGAUUGUUCUAAGUGCACCAAGAAAUUUGUGAGACGUUUUACGUCAAGACGCAGAAACUCGGACAUUUGAGCAAACCAAGUGCAAACCUUUGCGUCUAGAUUUUGUUCCCUUCCUUAAUUUCAUUUAGAUCCUAACAAUAAAUCACAUGGUUUCCAUCAUGUUUAACCUAA
Clarias gariepinus (North African catfish) is the source of this 3250-nucleotide messenger RNA. It is a transcript of the gene ccnt2a, whose product is annotated as cyclin T2a. Gene Ontology annotation, molecular function: cyclin-dependent protein serine/threonine kinase activator activity. Gene Ontology annotation, biological process: regulation of transcription by RNA polymerase II; positive regulation of DNA-templated transcription, elongation. NCBI's taxonomy places the organism in Eukaryota, Metazoa, Chordata, Actinopteri, Siluriformes, Clariidae. The coding region runs from base 34 to 1899 and encodes 621 amino acids. The record is from RefSeq and is a predicted model, not a curated record. The transcript has 10 exons. Gene Ontology annotation, cellular component: nucleus; cyclin/CDK positive transcription elongation factor complex.